AGCUAGCCACAACGCAUUAUUUGUUGUAUUGACUGGCUAGACUUUCUAGCCUUUGCAAAUCCGUUGUUUUUAACUGAGGAUUUUUAAAGUAACUACUACAUUGGUUACCGACUUUUAUAAAACAUGGGAGUCCCGGCAUUUUUUCGUUGGUUGAGUCGGAAAUAUCCUUCGAUAGUAGUGCAUUGCCUUGAGGAGAAGUCCAAGGAAUGCAAUGGAGUUCGUAUACCCGUUGACACCAGCAAACCCAAUCCUAAUGAAGUGGAGUUUGACAACUUGUACCUGGACAUGAAUGGAAUUAUCCACCCGUGCACACAUCCUGAGGACAAGCCAGCACCCAAAAAUGAAGAUGAAAUGAUGGUGUCCAUUUUUGAAUACAUCGAUCGACUCUUCAACAUCGUGAGACCUCGAAGAGUCCUGUACAUGGCUAUAGACGGAGUGGCCCCUCGUGCCAAAAUGAAUCAGCAACGGUCGAGGAGAUUCCGGGCCUCUAAAGAAGGGAUGGAACUGGUGGAGGAGAAACAGAGAGUGCGGGAAGAGGUCAUCGGGAGAGGAGGGUACCUUCCCCCAGAGGGGAUCAAGGAGAGGUUUGACAGCAACUGCAUCACUCCAGGAACAGAGUUCAUGGACAACCUGGCCAAAUGCCUCCGAUAUUACGUAGCCGACAGACUGAGCAAUGAUCCAGGAUGGCAAAACAUUACAGUUUUCUUGUCGGACGCCAGCGUCCCUGGCGAGGGUGAACAUAAAAUUAUGGAUUUCAUCAGAAGACAAAGAGCUCAGCCACAUCACGACCCAAACACGCACCACUGUCUCUGCGGUGCUGACGCUGACCUGAUCAUGUUGGGGCUGGCAACACACGAGCCCAACUUCACCAUCAUCCGUGAGGAGUUCAAGCCCAACCAGCCCAGACCCUGUGCACUGUGCGGGCAGGUCGGCCAUGAGAUCAAGGACUGUGAGGGACUGCCCAGAGAGAAGAAGGGAGAGCACGAUGAAUUUGCAGGCUCUCUACCAGGUUCUGAGCAGGACUUCAUCUUCAUUCGACUGGCAGUCUUGCGUGAGUACUUGGAGAGGGAACUGACCAUGGCUAGCCUGCCGUUCCCCUUUGAGUUCGAGCGGAGUGUGGACGACUGGGUCUUCAUGUGCUUCUUUGUUGGAAACGAUUUCCUGCCUCAUUUGCCGUCCCUAGAGAUCAGAGAAGGCGCUAUUGAUCGACUGGUUGGAAUCUAUAAAGAUGUUGUACACAAGACAGGGGGUUGGGUCACUGAUAGUGGAUUUGUCAACCUGGAGCGCGUUGAGCUCAUCAUGCAGGCUGUGGGAGUGGCUGAAGACAACAUCUUCAAGAAGCGCAAAAAUGAUGAUGAUGGAUUCAAAAGGAGAAUGAAGGAGAAGAAAAAGAGAAUGAAGCUGGAGAAGCAGCGGCAACAGGAGCCCAGCUUGCUUGGGCAGUACGCCCCUCAGGCUCUGGGUGGCAGGGACCGGCCAGGGGCCGUGCACAACCCCCGUCACACGGCCUACGACAUGAGGAUGCAGUCCAUGAACCAGCACAAUUCGGAUGCUGCCCAGUCCUUGAAAGCCAUGAUGAAAAAUGGGAACAAGGCAGGGGGCAGUGAUGGAGUGGACGGCCGUGGAGUUAAGCGGAAAGCUGAGGACAGCGAUGAGGAGCCUGAACCUGAGGACAAUGUCAGGUUGUGGGAGGAUGGCUGGAAACAACGUUACUACAAAACCAAAUUUGACGUGGACGUGUCUGACGAAGACUUCCGCAAGAAAGUUGUGAAGUGCUACGUGGAAGGCCUGUGCUGGGUGCUGGCGUACUACUACCAGGGGUGCGCCUCCUGGAAGUGGUACUUCCCGUUCCACUACGCUCCCUUUGCAUCUGACUUCAAAGACGUCAAAGAAUUGUGCAGCGGCUUCGACAAGGACACCAAACCGUUCAAGCCUCUGGAGCAGCUGAUGAGUGUGUUCCCCGCAGCCAGUGGAAACUUCCUGCCAGAAACCUGGAGGGCCUUGAUGUCCGACCCAGAAUCCUCCAUCAUUGACUUCUACCCAGAUGACUUUGCUAUUGAUCUCAACGGAAAGAAAUAUGCUUGGCAGGGUGUGGCCCUGCUUCCCUUCGUGGAUGAGCGCAGGCUGCGGGCGGCCCUGGCGGAGGUCUACCCCAACCUCUCACCAGAGGAGAAUAAAAGGAACAGCUUGGGAAGUGACAUCAUGUUUGUUGCGAAGUCCCACCCCGUUUGUGACUUCAUCCAUGAACUGUACCGCGCAGAAUCUCACGAGGGCACUCAGAUCCCUGCGGAGUUAUGCCAUGGAAUCCAAGGAACUUUAAAUCUUGAUGAAGAGCCUAUUCUACCAGAUAAACCUGUGGAGUCUCCAGUUCCCUGUCUGAGAGACCUGGCACAGAACAGUGCUAUCGGAAUCAAAUUUUUGGACCCACAGUUUGAAGUGGACUUUGUGUUCAAGGCAGUCUUACUCCCUGGAGCCAAACUUGCCGUUAAGGUCCUGAAACCUGGAGACUGGGAGAGGUCUAGCAAUGGACCAUGGAGACCCCAGCUUGGUUUCAACCACAAUCGCCAGCAGGUCCACCUGGACCAGUCUGCAUUCAGAUCCUUGGGGCACCAUGUGAACAGGAACCAAGGAGGCGGCCAGUACAGUCAAGGCCCUCCCUCUGGAGGACACCACAGGAGUGGUCAAUACAGCAGUGCCCCGCCCCCAAGCAGUUAUAACCAGGGCAACUUCCGCGGCCACCAUAGAGAUCAACGGCAGGCCUUCCAGCCUCAGCAUUCCAGGCAACAGGCGUUCACACAGCCCCCCCCAUCAUCCAACCCACCGCUCUUCCCAAGGCCGCCAUAUGCUGGAGGCCAAGGCUGGGACCGGGCGAUGCAGUCGCAGGGCCAAGCCUUCCAGCACAACAUGCAGCGAGGCCAAGGGGGCCAACAUGGCGGCCGCGGGGGGUACCAACAACAUGACAACCGCAGAGACGACCGGCGGGACGAGCACGGACAACAACAACAGCCGCAGCAGGGGUACAACACCGGACGGAACUAUGCCCUGCCACCGCCUGCAAGAAAAUAUACCUGGAGUUGAAUCUUCAAUGUUUUUGUCUUUUGACCAGCUAAAGGCUUUCUUUUCAUUUUGACGUUUCUCAAUGUUUUUUUUUUUUCUUUUUUCUCUGAGUAACUUUAAUCUUUGGGGGUCUAUUCAUUUGUAAAAAAAAAAAAAAAAAGUAUAUUUCUCAUUGUUUUACUGAAAAUGUUCUUACUUGUUUUUAAGAAUAAUGCCUGUAAAACGUGAAAUACAAGUGAGUCAAAAGACACUGAGGUGUUACUGUUUUUUUUAUGUAAGUGAUCUUUAUUUUAAGUAGUUGAUUGAAUGUUAGCAUUUCUGCGGAUAGCAGCUUUUGAAACGUUAAUUUAAUAAGCCUUGCUCAGUUCCAUCUAUGAGAAACUCCGGUGAGUUGACUGCUUAUUAAUUGUAUUAGAAAGGAAAUGUCCGAAAUGGUGACAUUUAAAGAACUUGGCUCGGAUCAUGAAUGCUAUUCCAUUAAUCAGCAAUUACAAAUGUAGAUGGCCGAUUUGAAAGACUACAGUGAAAUUGGUGUGAAUCUAAUUAAAAAGGAAAUGUAGCGCCUAGCUGUUUCUGUCCUUUAGUUCCAGCAAAAAUAGGAGGUAAGCCUCUUUUCUUUUUUUUUGGUAAGGAUCUAUGUCCAACCUUAGUGAGUUGAUAUGUAGGCCUUUAUCAAUGCACACCCGUGCUUUAACAUUUAAAGGCUAUAAGCUGAAAAUGCACGUCAUUGUGUUCGGAAAUUCAGAAAAGUUUGCACCAGAUCAGCCAAUUUGCCCAAGACAGAAAUAAUUCAGUGUUUUGAUCAAUUUGAUAGAUUCUCUCCCACAGUGAACGUGAAAAUGUGUUAUUGUAAUGUGGGAAUAUUUGUAGCAUAUUAAUGUGAACGCUCACUGUCUAGACAAAAUUUAGAUUUUUUUUUAGUUUGUUUUUAAACCAAAAGGACUGCAUUCUGUAACGAGUUCUAUUACGUUUCAAUCUCAAUUAAGUUCGCUAUCCAAUAGCCUAUUAGUAUUUUAUUUAUCUCUACUACCGGAUGAAUAUUGAUGCCAAUAGGCCGGCUUACUGGAAAAUGUCCUUAUCCUAAAAUGUAAUUAAAAUCUUUCAAUAGUU
Clupea harengus (Atlantic herring) is the source of this 4167-nucleotide messenger RNA. RefSeq names its product 5'-3' exoribonuclease 2 (gene xrn2). The record is from RefSeq and is a predicted model, not a curated record. Gene Ontology annotation, biological process: nuclear-transcribed mRNA catabolic process. Gene Ontology annotation, cellular component: nucleus. NCBI's taxonomy places the organism in Eukaryota, Metazoa, Chordata, Actinopteri, Clupeiformes, Clupeidae. Gene Ontology annotation, molecular function: zinc ion binding; RNA binding; 5'-3' RNA exonuclease activity.